Messenger RNA from Dimorphilus gyrociliatus, 1982 nucleotides. NCBI's taxonomy places the organism in Eukaryota, Metazoa, Annelida, Polychaeta, Dinophilidae. The record is from the annotation of a GenBank genome assembly.
GGAUUAACAAUAAGACUGUGUUACAGGGCUUGGUUUUCAAACACUUUUCUCUAAGCCGGUUCUGUUCACGAAAUAACAUGAAAUUUUGGAAGCUUCUAGGAAUAUUGCUGUUAAUUUCAGCAAGUUGUUUUGCAGAAGAUAGUACUGAAGGAACGCCAGAAGCGAAAAAUUCUGAAAAUACACAAGAGUCUGAGGACAGCAAUGACGACGCACCUCAAGUACUCGAGGAUAAUGAUGUUCUUGUGUUAACUAACGAUAACUUCGAUGAAGUCGUGUUUGAUAAGGAAAUUAUUAUGGUUGAGUUUUACGCCCCAUGGUGUGGCCAUUGUAAAGCUCUCGCUCCUGCCUAUGAAGCAGCAGCUAAACGUUUAAAAAAGAAUGAUCCUCCAGUUUCAUUGGCAAAAGUUGAUGCAACUGUAGAGACUUCAGUUGCUGAGCGAUAUGAAGUACAGGGCUAUCCUACUAUUAAAGUUUUCAAGAAGGGAAUGGCAACUCCAAUUGACUUCGAUGGACCAAGAGAUGAGCAGGGAAUCGUUGACUUUAUGCGUGAGCGAGCUGAUCCCAAUUGGAAACCUCCACCGGAAGCUGUUCUUACUUUAACCAAGGACAACUUUACUGAAUGGACAACCAGGGAGGAACUUAUGCUUGUCAUGUUUUAUGCUCCUUGGUGCGGGCAUUGCAAGCGAUUCGCUCCAGAAUACGAGAAAGCUGCUCAACAAUUGAAAAAAUUAGACCCUCCUGUUUAUUUGACAAAGGUCGACGCUACCGCUGAGACAGAAAUGGCUACAUCUUUCAAAGUUACUGGGUAUCCCACCCUAAAAAUUUUCAGAAAGACUAAAGUUUUUGAAUACAACGGCCCAAGAGACACUAUGGGUGUAGUUGAGUACAUGAAAAAACAAAGAGGUGAUGCUUCGAAAGAACAAACCACACUUAAAGCUGUUCAAAAUUUAAUGAAUGUUGACGACAUAACAAUUGUUGGAUUUUUUGAAAAUGAUAAGAGUAAAUUAUAUGAGAGGUAUCAAGAAGCUGCAAAUCAUGUAAGAGAUGGUUAUACAUUCGGUCAUACUUUUGAAAAGAGCAUACGAGAUCAUUACAAAGUGAAUGCUGAAUCUAUCGUUGUCUUCAAUGCUGAACGCUUCUACAGUAAAUAUGAACCCAAGUGGCACAUUUUUACAGAUUCAGAUGCUGAAGUUGAAGACAUUAAGGGUUUCUUCUCCGAACAUGAAAGACCCUUGGUAGGCGUUUAUGACACUAGCAAAGGAAGAUACUCAGAAAAAACCCGUCCUCUUAUUAUUUUCUUUUAUACUGUUGACUUUUCAUUUGAACAUCGUAAAAGUACUCAGUUAUGGCGAUCAAAGAUCUUAGAUAUUGCGAAAGAUUUCAAAGAUAUCACAUUUGCCAUUGCAAAUGAGGAGGGUAAUGAAAACUUGCUCAAGGAUUUGGGUCUUGACGAUUCCCCUGAGGAAAUGAACAUUGGUAUAUUCGGUGAAGGAAAUCUUCGUUACCCAAUGCCAGCUAUGGAGGAGUUUGACUCUGAUGAUAUCAGAUCAUUCAUUCGUGCAUUCAAACAAGGUAAACUCAAGCCAAAAAUUAAGUCUCAGCCAGUUCCUAAAAAACAAAAAGGACCCGUUAAAGUUGUUGUUGGAAAUAGUUUCAAAGAUAUUGUCAUGGAUAAAUCUAAAGAUGUACUCCUCGAGUUAUAUGCUCCAUGGUGUGGUCAUUGUAAAGCUUUCGAACCCGAGUAUAAGAAGUUUGCCAAGAAGUUUAAGAAAGAAAAGAAUUUAGUUAUCGCAAAAAUGGAUGCGACUGCAAACGAAUCUCCCGAAAGUACUUUCACAUCGGAAGGAUUUCCAACUAUUUAUUUUGCUCCGGCUGAUAGAAAAGAUUCGCCAGUUAAAUAUGAAGGAAAUAGAGACUUGAAAGAUUUAGAAGAAUUUAUUAAGAAACAUGCUUCUGUUUCUUUUAAAAAAGAUGAGCUGUGA